AUGGCAAUCUCCAAUGAUUCAAAGACAAACGGGGUUAACCCAAGCCUGACUGCAAACCACCCAGUAUGGAAACGAUGGGUUCGCUUUAGAGGCAAAGAUGGUCAAGUGUAUGGCGGCGAACCUGUGAACGAGCACAUUGAUGUGGGCCAGGCAUUGGCGAAGAGCUCUGAAGUGGCUGUCAAAAUCGUCGCCGGUGCCUCCGCAUUAGAUUAUGACGCUCACUUCACUGGUGAAAUCAAGGUCAUUGACCAGCUUCUUUCUCCAGUGUCACAGAAAGAAGCUGGGACUGUUCGCUGCGUCGGCCUCAAUUACAAGGAGCAUGCGGCUGAGAUGAACAUGACGCUUCCUAAAACACCAACCGUUUUUCUGAAGGCGGAGACCUGCAUUGCUUCUGCAGCCGAUCCAAUCAGUUUGCCUCCCAAUGUGACGUAUGAUGAAGCGGACUAUGAGGUUGAGCUAGCUGUGGUUAUUGGCAGAGAAUGCAAGAAUGUCUUAGUGUCAGAAGCGUCGAACUACAUCCUGGGAUAUUCCGUCGCAAAUGAUGUGACUGCCCGCAAACAUCAGGAUCAGACUUCGCAAUGGUCUUAUGCAAAGGGCAUGGAUGGCUUCUGCCCACUUGGUCCAUGUAUUGUUUCCACGGAGCAAAUCCCUGAUGCUGCCAUUUUGAAUUUGAAGACCUUUCUUGAUGGAAAGAUUAUGCAAAAUGGAUCUGUUGACGACAUGAUCUUCAGUAUACCUGAAAUCGUCUCUUAUUUAUCACAGGGGCACACAUUAUUGCCCGGAACAGUCAUUAUCACAGGAACACCUUGUGGGAUUGGAAUUUCACAGAAGCCCCCAAGGUUCCUCCAGCCGGGGGAUCAACUACGGGUGAGUAUAAGCCAUGGACUAGGCACCCAAAUAUGCCCCAUUUCGAGAGAGUGA
This is a messenger RNA of Penicillium antarcticum, 921 nucleotides long. RefSeq names its product fumarylacetoacetate hydrolase family protein. Lineage: Eukaryota; Fungi; Ascomycota; Eurotiomycetes; Eurotiales; Aspergillaceae. Bases 1 to 921 code for a protein of 306 amino acids. Gene Ontology annotation, molecular function: acetylpyruvate hydrolase activity. The record is from RefSeq and is a predicted model, not a curated record. The transcript has 6 exons.